CGCAAGGCCCAGGAUGAGCCCGAGGUAGACCACCCCCUUCUCAAUGUUCGAAUGGCCACCUGCACGACAUGCAACCAGAACACGCACGGCUACGAGAAGCACGCGCCAGAGGGCGUCAAGCAGCCACUGUGGUGGCCAAAAGGUGAAAAAUGCGCAAAGACAGGUCUACUGACUCCCAUGGGACAUGAGUGCGGCAAUUGCUUGUGCACCAGGAAGAGGUACUACCCGACGGACACCACCCAGGCCACCGUGAACGGUAUGAUCGAGGCUGGCGGCGAGGCGUCCGAGCGUCAUGAGCGGCUUCGCCAGGACAAGGCCUCAGGAGAGUGCAAGUACGUGAAGACCGAGGCCGCCAACACCAAAGUGAAGACCGUUAUCCAGAGUGAGCAGUUCAGCGAGGGGUUCGAGGAGGGCCACGCCAUCGAGCUCAAAUCCUUUGCGAGAGAACGAAACCUCUCCUUCCCUACUGAGCAGAUGCUGGUCGAUUACAUCACGGGUUCCUUGGGGAUGGAGGUAGAGAUGGGCAAGAAGGGCGUGCUUGUUGUCAACGUCCCCGACAUGCCGCAUGGGGUCUUGUGGAACAGGAAGUUCAAGUCCAGAGAUUACGAGAACGCGCUCACGAAGCUGGCGGCCAGGGCGACAAAGGUGGCAGCGAUCGCUGACGAUGUUGAGGCGGCGGAGACAGCAGAGAAGCUAUUCAAGUUGAGUGUGGAACUUACUACUCAGAAGAAAGCAAUCGACGCUUUCAGGCAGAAUCCGCAAGACUACGUGGAGAAGCUGGACUCAUUACCAUGCGACUUCAUCGACAUCUUCGGCAAGUGUUCUGAGACCGUUCGGGUCAACAUGCUAUCGGCGACUUCGUUCACUCUUUUGGGCCUUGGUGGUGAUGGUUGCGAGGUGAUGGCCUUGAAGGUGGCGAAGCUCAUGGAGGUCAAGGGCAUGUUCUCCGUGGGUGCCCUGAAGGCCAGCGGCUGCGACGAUCGCUUUGUGUCGAGCUGCCAACAGAAUCUCGUUCAGGGCUUCAUCGAUAAGGUGGUCAAGAAGAGGCGCGAGGACUUCGUCAAGAUCAUGUCGUGCUGCUCUGCUGUGAUUGGCAAGGUCAACUUGGCGGAGCUCGACCUGGACAACACCAUGAUCGACGAGACCACUGGGUGGAAUUCUCAAUGCGCUGCGGACUUGUACGCGCUGGAGUACUUCGGGAGGGUCUUGGCGCAAGACGCCGACGAUAGACUGCCCAGAGACCUUCGCAUCGAGGGCGUUGCACUCCGAUCCCGUGUGUCGAAGUUGAGCGCUCGCCUCCGUUGCCUCACUCGCGCGUCGGGUGGAUCGUCCAGCAUGGCUAAGAUCGCCUGGGAGAUGAUUCCUGACAUCGGGACGGGGGGCUCCUGCAGGCGUCUUGAUACUGAGGUCGUCGACGAGGAUACAGACAGCCAGCAAGCUGUUGAGUGCACCUUCGGCCUGCUCCAGGAGAUCGCGGGGUCAGAAUCGGUGAAGACGUUCGCCAAUUUCCUCAACGGCAUCGGCGACGAGAACGACAGCGAGAUCGAGCAGCUGAUCAAUUUGAGGGACGACUUGGUGAAGAACCUCUUCAGUGGCCUAUCUUUGAUCACGUUGUACUCUGGCGGGCUCCAGCAACUGGCGAGCACUAUCUACUGCGAUGGCAUUGGCAAUGGAGGCGCAAGCAAGGGAGCCUUAGAACAAAUGGACUCUGAUGCCGAUAUCUUCCGUGUACUUGCAUCUGUGGCGUCUACUUUGAUGAUGUUCGAGCUCUCUUCUGUCUACAGGGCCAUUGUGAAAGAAACCAAUGAUCGAUGCCUCCUCGCCGCGAAGGUGACCGAGACCAAGGUGAUGUCUGCGAAGAAGUGUGACGAGUCGAUUCUGACCCACUGGUCGGAGAUCUGGGAGGCAGAGGCGCCCAUCAAGAGCGCGACGAGGGUGCCCGACGACAAACAGAUAUCUUCUUUCCAGUUGAUAUGCGAUGUUCUUUCAGCUCUCUCGGCGGAGAACUUGAUCAUUUCAGUUGUGAAGGCGAUUGUUGGCUCACCUGGGUGCCAGCUUGUCACCCAGAACUUCAUUGCAGUAGUCAGCGAGCUCGUCGGUUGUUUACCUGCUCAAGUGAAGGUGCUGGUCGACUCGGCUAAGGCAUUCAAAACCAUCAGGCAGAGUGCAGAACAGCUGAUUGCGGGAAAGAGCAUCGGUUGCAUGCAGAGCACCGCGGCGUUGACCCUCAUCCAAUCGUUGGUCGAGCCAGUUUCUACCAUGGCCGAGAUCCCUGGCUGGAAGAGGGCGUUGAAGGAGGAGUGGGCCACCGCGUUCCAGGGCGUCGCGGGGCAGCUCGAUAUCAUCCAGGUAGAGGGCUUCAUCAAGAAGUACAGGGACGAGGAGAAGGUGAUUGACCUCGUCGACGCGUGGAGCUUCGAUGCAAACAUGUGGCUGGCAUCCAGCACCAGAGACGACAAGCGCACUGCAGAGUUCAAGCUGACCGAGUCCUACAUCAUCGGCCUCCCCCCAGCAGCUCGCGUUAUCGAGGAGCUGUCGAAGGUGGUGGGGUCCCUGCAGUGGAUCUCGGACGUGGAGAGCGCGUUGCUUCGCGCCCUGAUCGAGAAGCUUCCUGAGAUCAAGAUCUUGGUUCGCGAAGCAGCAGUGCUGAUGGCAACGAUGAUGUUGGCGAACAGCUUGCUGACCAAAAAAGCCGUGCCCACUACAAAGAAGUACGCCGCCGACAAGCUAUCGGUCAGGGUUGCCGACUUGCCGAACUCGUUGCAAGUGAAGCUCAACGACUUCGAAGCUGGCCUCGAGGAGGAGAACGGUGGCCCUCACGCUCACGCGGGCCCAGACAGUACCACGGGCUCGCCAACGGUCGAAUCCAAGUCGACCGAGGUGGCAUCAGCAGACAAGAGCUCGAAACCGUCGAAGCCACUUUUGAAGCUCAAGAUUGCGCCAGUCAGCGCGAAGUAG
Messenger RNA from Prorocentrum cordatum, 2958 nucleotides. Lineage: Eukaryota; Dinophyceae; Prorocentrales; Prorocentraceae. The record is from the annotation of a GenBank genome assembly.